Messenger RNA from Brienomyrus brachyistius, 5082 nucleotides. RefSeq names its product NPHS1 adhesion molecule, nephrin (gene nphs1). NCBI's taxonomy places the organism in Eukaryota, Metazoa, Chordata, Actinopteri, Osteoglossiformes, Mormyridae. The transcript has 31 exons. Gene Ontology annotation, molecular function: cell adhesion molecule binding. The coding region runs from base 307 to 4056 and encodes 1249 amino acids. The record is from RefSeq and is a predicted model, not a curated record. Gene Ontology annotation, biological process: cell-cell adhesion. Gene Ontology annotation, cellular component: cell-cell junction.
GUUUUUUCACUGUCAGCUGUUUUAUGUUGUCUGUCCUCAACGCCCAUUUGAUAUAUUUUACUUGAGGGAGAGAGAGAUCAGGAUUCCACUUACUUCCCCAAAAGAAGCAGCACUGUGGAGAACAGGGGUUCCUCAACAGAACUGCACCCAGGUCAAAGAGGUCAGAGAAGGAUCAGCUUUUCUCAUUAAGAGUAAAAAAAAGUGCUGAAUCAUCCCACUUUUAGGCUUCUACACACACAUUUCACCCACCACUUAUGCCAUCAGAAGCUUGCAGCAUGAGGUCUGCGAUUGGUUAAUCGUUCAAGCAUGUUGCUCGUUUGCUGGUCCUUCUUUCUCUCUUUCAUUCACCUGUCAGCGGUGUGCUCUCAGCAAGUCUUCAGGACUCAGCCCAAGAAUAUAACCCUGAAAGCGGGGGCCGCAGUGGUGAUGAAGUGUGCCGUGUUGAGGCCCUCUGGUGUAGUGCAGUGGGUCAAGGACGGACUUCUUUUGGGGCCCCAGCGCAGUCUUCCCGGCUUCCCCAGAUACAGCAUGACUGGCAACAAGGAUAAAGGAGAGUACCAUCUUCAGAUUGAAAAGGUUGCCUUGGAAGACGAUUCCCCCUAUGAAUGCCAAGUGGGCCCGUCUGAAAGCAGCGGACCAAUCAUCUCUCAUACUGUGUGGAUCACUGUACUGAUUCCCCCAUCCAAGCUCUUCAUUGAGGUUAACACAGAGGAACCCUGGAUAGCAGGACAGGAAUAUAUUGUUACCUGCACUGCCGAGGAUGCCAAGCCAGCUGCUGAUGUCACCCUGUUCAAGGAUGGAGUGGAGAUGACUGGAGCAGACUCUGUCACCAUGUCUGGCUCAGAGGAGAAGUUGGAGAAUACAGAGGCCAUGGUGAAGUUUGUUGCCCAGAGCUCAGACAACGGACGGCAGGUGGUGUGUCGAGUGAAGCAUCCCGUCUUAUCACAUCCCCUGGAGACCUCCAUCACCAUGAAUGUAUACUUCCCCCCUCAGCCUCCUGUGUUAGAGGGAUUGGAUACAGAAAUGGUGCCAGCUGGGACCAGUCUUAAACUGGUGUGCAUUUCCCAUGGAGGAAACCCACUAGCAAUGCUACACUGGACCAAGAACGGGGAAGUAAUAUCUACCAGCUGGGAAGUCGACACGUUGUCUCGCAAGGCUAGCAGCAUCCUAACGCUGCAGGUGAAGCCAGAGGAUAACCAUGCCGAGCUGAGCUGUGAGAGUGUCAACCAGGUGUCCCCACAGCCUUUUGUGCUGCUCCGCAGACUUAUUGUCUUGUUCGAGCCAGCAGAGGUGAAGGUGCUGGGAUCUUCCAAGGCAAUAGCUGGCAAAACAGUGACCUUGUCCUGCUACACGACGUCCAGUAACCCUCCAGUUAAUAUUCGCUGGUGGCUGGGCUUUCGUGAGCUCAAUCAGACUGUGGUCACGUACACUGAGGGAAGUAAUGGGGGUAUGGUGACCAUGUCCAACCUGACCCACACGGUCUCCCAAGAGGAAAACGGGCUGCCGCUGACCUGUGAAGCCUUCAACAGAGGGACCCGCUACUCCAAAAUACUUUCCACUCCCCUGCAAGUGUUCUACCCUCCUCAGAAGGUUUGGAUUGAAGGUCCUCCUGAUGGAGUCCCUCUGCACUCAGGGACUACAGUCAGAUUCAUGUGUUUUUCCACUGGUGGAAACCCCCCUGGCCGCUUGACUUGGCUCAAGGAUGGUAAAGCCGUCCGGGACACCGAGAAGCCUGUGACGACAGAGAAGGGCGUCUCCCGCGAACUGAUUCUUGUCCUUCAGCCCAGUGACAACAUGGCCAUCUACCGCUGUGACGCUACCAAUGACGCCACGAAAGUUCUUUCAGUCGAGACAAAGCUGCACGUACUUUUCCCAGCCAUCAGUGUGAAGAUUGUGGCCAAACAGAAAGAGGUGAGCAGUGGGCAGGAGUUGACCUUGGAAUGCAUCACAGGCAGCAGCAACCCCAAGGCAAAUAUCUCUUGGAACCUUGGACCUCAGAAGCUGAAUGGGGUGGACCAGGCCCCCACCAAGGCUGAAUAUGGGGGCGUAUCUGCACGCAGUGUGCUGUCGCUUCUACUCUACUCCCACCAAAACGGCUUAAGGGUCACCUGUGAAGCCUUCAGUGUCCUCUUGUCUGAAGGGGUUAACACCUUCUACAAGCUCAGUGUGCUUUACCCCCCUGCAUUUGACCCAAACCAGCCUAUACUAUUCCAAGCAAAAGAGGAUGAUGCAAUACACCUGCCACUGAUAGUCUCUGCCAAUCCACAUGAUAUUGACUGUGUCUGGACCUUUCUGGGCAAGGAGCUGCUGAAGGGGAAAGACAACAAUCUUCGCUAUCACUGGAGAGAGGGCCUGGAGAUCUGGAAUGUGACUAGGAAGGAUGCGGGGCAGUACAAUAUCAACUGUAACAAUACAGAGGGACAGAGCAACAUCACCCUCAUCUUGGAUGUCCAGUAUGCCCCCAGUGUGAGGAUAGUGACUGAUCCAGUCUAUGUGGAUUUGGGCCAGACAGCUAACCUGAUGUGCAAGGCUGAUGCCAACCCCCUGAUCUCGGGCAUGUUCUCCUGGGAGUGGCUGGGAGAGGAAGAAGAAGAGCUUGGUUUGCAGGAUGAAGAUGAAGACACUGGUUGGCUCACCAUUGCCGAGGUUACCCGGUCCCACAGCGGGCGCUAUAAGUGCACAGUAGACAAUGGCAUUGGACCCUCUGCAAGUGCAGAGGUCCAACUUGUUGUGCGCUUUAAGCCUGAGAUCCAGAAGGGGGUGCAGUGGAGCAAAGUAGCAAGUCGGGGCGAUGGCAGCAGCAAUGCUGAGGUCAUCUGCCAGGCUGAGGGGAUACCGAAAGUUCAUUUAUCUUGGGCCAAAAAUAAUGUGCCUAUGGAUUUUGCUGACCCAAGGUACGAAGAGCGGACUGUUAGGGAAGGCUGGGUUUACACCAGCAUAGUCACUAUCAUCAAUGUCAGCACAGCACUGGACUAUGCCGUAUUCACCUGCAAUGCCCGCAAUGCCCUGGGAGAGGAGCAGCUGGCCAUCCAGCUCCUCAGCACCAGUCACCCUGACCCUCCAUCAGAAUUAAAAUUAGUCAGCGUCACCCACAGCACAGUUACGCUGGAAUGGAACAAAGGCUUUGACGGUGGAUUGGAGCAGAAAUUUCGUGUCAGGUAUCGCUGGCCCGGGUCUGCCAGCUUCCUGUAUGUGGACGUCUUUCCACCAUGGGCUACCAUAUUCACAGUCAGUGGCCUGUCUCCUCAGACAGCAUACAGCUUCUCAGUCAAUGCCCUCAAUUCCAUGGGGGAGAGUGGAUAUGCUGAUAAUGAUACAGUUCUCACAGUCAUCACUAGGGAACUGCAGCCUUCAUAUGGACAGCCUGACAUGGACAUGGAAACAUUUGCCUCAGAGUCCCUGGUCAUGCCGCUCGAUUGGGUGAUAACACUGACAGUGCUGGGUGGAGUGUUGUUGGUCCUCAACUCAUUGGGCUGCUAUGUAGGUCUGAGGAAGAGAAGGGGGAAAACCCUCACAGAUGAAAAAAGUAAUCGCUCUGAAGGAUGUAUGAAAACGGGAGAGGGGUCCAUGCUGGCUGAGUUGAAUCGAUAUGAUGGAGGGGAGAUGAUCAACACAGCUGCCCAGCGCACCUUACUGGUUGACAGUGGCUCGGAACCUGGGAGCACAGUAUAUGAGACCUAUGGAGAUGAUUACAGCCAUAAGUACUACUUUCCCAUCACCAAUUUUCAGCCCUCGCUGUACUCACACCCUGAGAGACCAGAGAUGCACAGUGCCAGGUACUCUGUGGGGGCAGAAAGUCAUAACUACGAGGAGGUGAGGGACUGGAGAAUGUAUGAAGAUUUGGGCGAAGUGUCCCUCCCCCCCCCUCAUUUAUUAAUUCCCCCCUUCAUGACAGACCAUCACAGGUCUUGGCAGGAGACCAACCUCCAGGAGGCUUAUCAGAGAAGAAGGAAAGACACAGCUGAUUUGGAGACAGAAGACGGAGCAUAUGAUUCAGUAGUGGAGCAUAACUAUGACUAUGAGCUGCCAUUUGAACUCAGGGGGGAGUUAGUUUGAGAUGAUAUUUGAUUAUUUGACUGUAAACAUCUAAGCACCUGCAGGCAAAAGUCAUGUAUGAGUAAAUAAACACUGUCGCAGAUUAUUUUUCAUCAAAUCAAUAGUAGGAUAGAAUUUUUUUUUCAUUUGGUUUUAUGAUUGUUGUUUUUUGAUUACAUUCUAACAACACCGUUUUAAUACAGUAUUGACUGUUUGAUUUCAGAUGUGGGGCGGUGUGUAGUUAGACGGUCCCAUGGUUAAAAGAGGGAUAUCACCACUGGACCCUUAAGCAAGCCCUUUAGCCACAAUUAUACCAGGAACUCAGUUUAAUGUUGCGUUAGGCAAAAGUGUCUGCUAAAUGAAUGUCAAUAAAAUGUAUUGAGCCCACAAUUCACAACAGUUAUGUAAUCCCUUUCAAUACAGAUUAUUCACAUAAUUAAAAUGUAAUAUUUUUUCUGUAUACUACCAUCGUGUUUAUUGCACAGCAUAAUAUAGUGUAGCGGCAUCCCUGUAGCCUCACACCUACCUGCCUGUCAGUUGAAAUAUUAUAAGCCCAGUUCUCUUUGUGAUGUUUGCAUGUAUACUUCUUGUUCGUACAUAAAUUUCCUCCAAGAACCCUCCAUGUAGUCCCUGGAUAUGCAGUCAUGUUUUCCCUGCCUUGUGCCCUGUGCUUCUUCAGUUCGCAUCGUUGGCAUCGAGCCUUUACUGGAUAAUCAGUUAUGGAAAAGAAUAUAUGAUAUUUCUGCAUUCAAAAGCUGAAUAAUCUUCAUACUGUGAGGACUUCAACCACACAAAAUGUUCUGCUCUUUCUCCCUGUUGUACUCCUUCGUUAAUAAGUGUAUUUAUAUGCAUCAAUGAGGCAUUUACGUCAAGCUCUCCUGACACAUGCCUGCAGUCACAAAUUGAAUGACUGAAUGAGCCAGAUGAAGGCCCAGUGUUUACUGAUGACAGUAAUUUUGUUAAUGUAAGGGACUAACCUUUAAAAUGCUUCACAGGAGAAUUGCAUCACUCUGGGAUAUAUUAGCAAUAAAAUGCAGAAACAAUGCA